AUGAGCUGGAUUACUAUAGGUAGUUAGAAUAAAGGCCCUUAAGGUCGAUGGGGACACACCAGUGUUGCGCAGGAUGAUAAACUCUAUAUCUUUGGAGGCUAUGAUGGCAAUUAUCUAAAUGAUUUCUACUCUUAUGAUUUUGACAACAACAUGUGGUAGACAAUACACUAAGAAGGCCAGGUGCCAGAGCCCAGAUCAAAUCAUAUCAUGCUUAUCAACAGCGGAACCAUAUAUAUUCAAGGGGGAGGAGGUAUGUCCAAAACUCGAUUCGGGGAUCUCUAUUCAUUUAAUAAUAAAACCUGGCUGAAAUAGAAAAUUAAUUUAAUACCUCGAACCUAUCAUACAGGUUGUGUUGGCGAUAAUAAACUAUUUAUAUAUGGAGGAGAAUCCGGUAGAGAUUUGGACGAUUUAGAAAUUGUUGAUUUAAGUGGCAUGACACAAUAUACUGUGAAAGUUGAAUGUUAGGUAAAGCCAGAACCUAGACGUUUUGCAACUCUUUAGUAUUACAAUAAUUAAUUAAUAUUAAUUGGUGGAUGCACUUAAUCCUACAUUAAUACUCCUUCAAUUUAUGUUGCUAGUUUUAAGGAAGUCGAUAAUAAUAUAAGUGUGGCUUGGACUUAACUAUAAAUUUAAUUUUCUAAAUGGGGGUAAUCUUGUAUACAAUUUGAUGAUUUAUUGUAUAUUUUUGGAGGAAGAGAUGACAAGGAUUCUGAUGAACUCUACUCUUUUGAUUUAUAAAACAGUAAGAUUUAGAUCAUUAACAAUUAAAAUAAGAUUAAGGCAAGAAGAAAACAUAGUGCUUCUAUUAUUGGUAAUUCCUUAGUAAUUUUUGGUGGGUUCAACGGAAAAUAUUAAAAUGAUUUAUGCUUCUAUGAAUUACCACUUAUUAAUUCUGUUCCGCUUUCUGUCGAAUUACCAUCCAAACCAUACUAAGAAGUACCAUAAUAUUAAUUUGAAAACUUCUUUUAAUUUGAAAAUGGAAUUCACUUUUACAAAGAAAAAUAUGAUUGCCUAAUCUAAACAGAUGAAAAAUGUUUUGGUGUCAAUAAAUCUGUUCUUCUUAAUACUUCAGGAUAUUUUAGAGAACUAUUUAGUGGAGAUUAUGCAGAGGGCUAAUUACUUUAAUUAGAUUUAUCUUUUGUAGAUCACAUUGCUUUUGGUAUAGUUUUGAUUUUCUCAUAUGAAAAUAAACUGACACUCCCUAUUCUGAAUAAAGAAGAACUCUUUAGGCUCUUAGAACUAUGUGAUUACUUAGACAUGAUGUAAUUAAAAGAGAAAACUUAAUACUAUAUUGCUUAGACUGUUGAUAAAAAUACAAUUUAAGAAAUAUACAAACUUUCUGUUGAACAUUAGAAUAAUUAGUUAUAAAAUUUUUGUGCAUUCAAGGUUUCAAAAUUGAAAAUGCCAUUGCAAGAAAUUGACAAUAUAUAAAGCUAAUAAGUAAAUAACAUGAAAAAAAUAAGAAAGUUGUCAAUUGUCAAUGAAUUAUGA
Molecule: messenger RNA, 1491 nt
Organism: Paramecium tetraurelia
Lineage: Eukaryota; Ciliophora; Oligohymenophorea; Peniculida; Parameciidae
Exons: 2
Molecular function (GO): protein binding
Source: RefSeq, a predicted model, not a curated record